Molecule: messenger RNA, 3646 nt
Organism: Osmia lignaria (orchard mason bee)
Lineage: Eukaryota; Metazoa; Arthropoda; Insecta; Hymenoptera; Megachilidae
Source: RefSeq, a predicted model, not a curated record
UUGAUUGCCGUUUCAGUGCCACUCGAGCAGUGGCUUGGUGAAUCAACCGUCUUAUUGACCAAAGGCGGGUUUAAGAUCCGUAGAAAAAAUAUGGUUCGAAUAUUAUCGAAAAAAAUGAACUCACUUCAAGCGAUCUUGUUCCUCGUUAUCGGCAUCGGCAGCGUGUACUGUUGCGCACAGCAUCCGGAAGUGGGAGCACCAAUUGGAAGAAUCCGUGGAUCUAUUUUGAAUUCAAGGCUUGGACGAAAGAUUUAUUCCUUCCGUGGUGUAAGAUACGCCGAGCCACCUACGGGAGAUCGACGUUUUCAGGUAGCAACUCCAGCAGCAGAUUGGAACGAUGUUUUCGAUGCCUCCGAGGAAGGUCCUGCGUGUCCAAGUUUGGGUAACACAACAUGGUCCGAAGAUUGUUUGCGUUUGAACGUGUACACUACUAAAUUACCUUCGAGUUCCGAGAAUGUAAAACGACCGGUGCUAGUAUUUUUCCAUCCAGGUGGAUUUUAUUUCUUCUCUGGUCAGAGCUUGUACUUUGGUCCCCAAUAUCUGAUGGAUAAAGAUAUCGUUCUGGUCACUGUGAAUUAUCGGCUCGGUUCGUUAGGUUUCUUAAGUACGGGAGAUUCGGUAGCACCAGGCAAUUUGGGCUUGAAAGAUCAAGUGGUUGCACUUCGAUGGAUUAAAAGGAACAUCGCUUCUUUCGGAGGUGAUCCAAACUCCGUGACCAUCAGCGGUUGUAGCGUCGGAGGGCUUAGCACCGACUUGCAUAUGUUGUCCCCUAUGUCGAAAGAUUUGUUUCAUAGAGCGAUCGUGAUGAGCGGAUCGCUGAUGAACCUGGAACCUUUUCCAACGCAGCAAAGAAAUAUCGCGAUAAAGCAAGCGAAACUUCUAAAUUGUCCAACCAACGAUAGCGAAGCGAUGGUGGCUUGUAUGAAAACGAAGCCAGUUCAGGACUUUAAGGAUACUAUGCUCCAGUUUUUCGAAUGGUACGGAGAUCCAAUUCUGAUAUGGGAACCAGUGGUAGAACCGGAAGUUCCAGGCGUGGAACGAUUCCUACCAGCGCAACCACUCGAUCUGAUCAGACAGAAAAAAUUUAAUCAAGUACCUGCCAUGUUUGGAGUGACGAAGGACGAAUUUGGAGGAGUAGUUGUUGCGUUUGAGAAUCAAACUAAGGGAGGCAACGAUCUUUAUCGUGAACUCAACGAUAACUGGAACAGAAUUGCACCUAUUAGCUUUAUGUACGAACGUGACACACCACGGUCAGCAUAUAUCACCAAAGAGUUACGUCAAUUUUAUUUCAACAAUGAGUCAAUCGAUCCAGCUCACAACGAUGGUCUCGCUCACAUUUAUACAGACAGCGUAAUUAUAUUUCCUAUGUAUCGUGGGGCAAAACUGAUAGCUGAGAAUUCUAGAGAACCAGUCUAUUUUUAUGAAUCCUCGUAUCAAGGGCGUUACAGUUUUACAAUGUGGAAUGCCACCACACCAUACGGUGUUGUACACCAAGACGAUUUGCAAUAUCUCUUCUUUAUGAAGUCUUUCUUUCCAUUCUUCGAUGAAACUGCUCCUGAAAUUCCGAUAGUGGAGUUAUAUACAUCUAUCUGGACAAGUUUCGUUCAGAGUGGUGAACCUGUUCCCAAGAGUGGUCCAUUUAAUAAGAUAAAGUGGGACAGGUUUAUUCCUAAUCAAGACAAUUACCUGGAAAUUAACACGGAUCCUACCAUGAAGACUGGCCUCUAUCUUGAUAGAAUGCAGGAGUGGGAAAAACUGUUCCCUUUACCUCCGGCAGCAUUUUCAAGCUUUAAAAUGAAAAGUACUCUGAUACUUUUCUUUGCUGCCUUCAUCGCCAUCAGCAAUGCUCAAAAUAGCAACGAUGAGAAACCAGUAGUAACUGCCCCUACUGGAAAAAUUAAGGGUUCGAUUAUACCUUCGAGACUUGGCAAACAAAUUUAUUCGUUUCGUGGUGUGAGAUACGGAGAACCACCCACUGGACAUCAACGUUUUCAGCCUCCAAUCCCAGCACAAGACUGGAAGGAUGUGUUCGACGCUACCGAAGAAGGACCCAGUUGCCCUCAUCCGGAUGGAAAAAUACAAUCUGAAGAUUGCUUACGACUAAACGUUUACACCACAAAACUGCCUUGUAAGACCGAAAAUGUAAGCAGACCAGUUAUGAUAUUUAUACAUCCGGGUGGUUUUUACGGAUUUUCUGGACAAAGCGUCAACUUUGGACCGCAAUAUCUGAUGGAUCACGAUAUCGUCUUGGUUACUAUUAAUUACCGUCUUGGAACAUUAGGUUUCUUGAAUACUGGUGAUAGCUUGGCACCAGGUAACAUGGGGAUGAAAGAUCAGGUUGUGGCACUUCGUUGGGUACAGAGAAACAUCGCUGCUUUCGGUGGCAAUCCAAACUCUGUCACUUUGUGCGGCUACAGUGCUGGAAGUUUCAGUAUAAUGUUGCACAUGGUGUCCCCUAUGUCUAAGAAUCUCUUCCAUAGAGCUAUCUCGAUGAGUUCUUCGGCUAUCGGAUCGGACGUCUAUGGCAGUAUCUCGCAAAAUGGACAAAAGGAGCUGGUUAAAAAACAAGCUGAACUGUUGGGCUGUCCUACUGACUCAACCGGUGCGAUGUUGCUUUGCUUCAAUAGCAAACCAGUGGAAAACUUUACAAGCACCUUGAGCUCCUUAUUCGAUUGGUACGGAAAUCCAAUUUUACUUUGGAAACCCGCUGUGGAACCUGAAAGUCGUGACGGAGACAGAUUCUUGACCGAACAACCGUACGAUUCGAUCAUGAAAGGAAACUUUCAACAAGUUCCUUAUAUUCUUGGUGUUACGGAGAACGAAUUUGGUGGAAUAGCUUCCUUGUAUGAAAAAGAUAGGAUAUAUGAAAAUGGUACGUUGUAUCGUGAGCUAAACGAGAGAUGGAACACUCUUGCUCCAAUUAUAUUCAUGUACGAACGUGACACACCACGAUCGAAUUAUAUCAGCAGGGAGUUGAAGAAAUUCUAUUUCAAGGAUCAGCCAAUUGGACCAGAAAAUAAUGACAAACUUAAUCAAUUAUACGGUGAUGCUGUACCUACAUUUGCUAUGUACCGAGCAGCUAAGAUAUUUGCUAAGCAGUCUAGACAACCAGUGUACUUUUACAAAUUCACGUUCCAAGGACGUUACAGCUUCCAAAUGUGGAAUGAUACCACGCCUACUGGUGUGAACCAUCACGACGAUCUACAGUAUCUCUUCUUCAUAAAGUCAUUCUUCCCAUACUUCGAAAGCGACGCUCCUGAAAUUCCUAUGGUUGAACUUUACACGGACAUGUGGUCGAAUUUCGUGCAAAACGGUGAACCAAUUCCUAGGGACAAUGAUAAACUCAAGAACGUGAGAUGGACUACAUACGUUCCCUCGCAGACCAAUUUCUUGGAUAUUAAUCUUCAUCCGUCCAUGAAGAAUAGCUUCUUCCCUGAAAGAAUGCAAUUAUGGGAAAGACUGUUUCCCGUGCCUAAGUCGCCAGGUUCGGUGAAACACUGAGCGUACUAUCUUUUACAGUAGAGUAUUCUUUUUGAUAAACUAUUACCUUAUAAACACAGCAAGCAAACAGCAAUUAUCAUUCUCUUCUAUAUCCGCUUCGUUCUUAUAUAAAACAUUAAGUAUAAAAUAAAAUAUGGUAAAUGUA